AUGGAUGUUGACAUCUGUGUACUCACCGAAGUGAAGAAGAAAGGGAGAGGAAAUGAGAUUAUAGGAGAAUAUAUCCAUAUUUAUAGCGGAGUCCCGAAAGAUGCAAGAGCAAAAAGAGGGGUGUCCAUAGCAGUACACAAAAAGCUGAGGAAGAAUAUAAGAAGCUGGGAAGAAGUCGAUGAGCAGAUAAUAAAACUGGAGAUAUUUAAAAACGGUAGAAAAAUUGUUAUAAUAGGCGUGUAUGCUCCCAGUGAGGACUCAGAUAGGGCAACAAAGGACCACUUCUACAACCAGCUAUUCAACACCAUAUCUGACAUCGAAGACAAUAAAGAGAUAUUCAUACUAGGAGACCUGAAUGGUCGAAUGGUAGGACAAUACGGCGAAACCGCUUUGAACGGUAAUGGACAGCGCCUGAUAAGCUUCUGUCAAAGUUCAUCCUUAAAAAUAAUGAAUGGAUAUUUUGCCCAUAAAGACAUCCAUAGAUUCACCUGGAUACAGGCCACUAGAGGAUUACGCUCUAUAAUUGAUUAUGUACUCCAAAAACAGAACUCGGCACUCAAGACCAUGGACGUGAGGGUGUACCGAAGUGCGGAAUGUGGGUCCGAUCACCAUAUGGUUGUGUGGUUGCUGUGA
Coccinella septempunctata (seven-spotted ladybird) is the source of this 633-nucleotide messenger RNA. Its product is annotated as craniofacial development protein 2-like. The record is from RefSeq and is a predicted model, not a curated record. Bases 1 to 633 code for a protein of 210 amino acids. Gene Ontology annotation, molecular function: catalytic activity. The transcript has a single exon. Lineage: Eukaryota; Metazoa; Arthropoda; Insecta; Coleoptera; Coccinellidae. Gene Ontology annotation, biological process: chromatin remodeling. Gene Ontology annotation, cellular component: nucleus.